CUACUUCGUCUUAGGCUUUAAUUUGUGGCACCAUACCAAUCUAUCCAUUGGGGUACCCUAUACUUUGCUCUCUGUAUAUUGGGGUACGGGACUACGGGGUACCCUAUACAAUAUUAAUGCUCUCUCUAUAUUUCUUCUCUUCUUCCAUUUUCAGGCCACACUAUGCCAUUGUGCUCUCCGAUUUUCCAUCAUCUAUGCUACAACUUCUUUUUUUCCGCUCUCUUCAUUUUUUCGUCCAUGGCUUGUGAGCUCAAGAUUUUGCUCGUGGUGUCAGUACUACCAUUGGUUUCUAUUUUGAUACCAUUGGCGAAUGCAAAACCACAAGUACCUUGUUACUUCAUUUUCGGGGAUUCGUUAGUGGAUAAUGGCAAUAAUAAUGACCUUGAAACAUUGGCGAAAGCUAAUCAUGUGCCUUACGGUAUUGAUUUCCCUGCCGGUCCUACUGGAAGAUUUUCCAAUGGUCGAACUAUGGCAGACUUUCUUGCUCAACUCUUGGGGUUUGACAAAUUUAUUCCACCCUUUUCAACUGCAAUCGGCACAGAAAUCCUCAUGGGUGUAAAUUAUGCUUCCGCUGGAGCUGGAAUUCGUGAUGAAUCCGGGAAAAGAUUGGGUGAUCGGAUUAGCAUGAACAAGCAGUUGUUAAAUCAUCUAACCACAGCAUCCCGAAUCGCAGUGUUAUUGGGAAGUAAAAAUGCAGCUGCAAAUUACCUAAGCAAGUGCUUAUAUUCAGUUGGAAUGGGGAGCAAUGACUACAUUAACAACUACUUAAUGCCGGAGUUUUUCCCGAGAAGCCGCUUAUAUGACCCUCAACAAUAUUCAACAACCCUCAUUAAACAAUACUCAAAACAGUUAAGGACUUUGUACAAGUACGGAGCAAGGAAGGUAGUCCUCUUGGGACUAAACAAAAUAGGUUGCAUUCCAGCUGAAAUCACUAUUCAUUACAGAAAUAGAUCUUUGUGUGUGGACAAGAUUAACUCUGACGUCCAACUUUUUAAUGACAAGCUCAUUUCCCUAGUUGAUAUCCUCAAUAAUGAUCUCACUGGCGCAAACUUCAUUUAUGUAAACAUGUCCCUACUUUCAUUGGGGGACUCAUCUUCUACUGGUAUUACAGUUAUGAACUCUCCCUGCUGCAAGGGAAGGUGUACUCGUAAACAAGUACCAUGUACUAAUCGGAGCACGUAUGCCUUCUGGGACCGAUACCAUCCAACUGAGGCUGCAAGUUCCUAUCUCGCCUCAAGAGCAUACGCUGCUCGAACUCCAUUUGAUGUUUAUCCAUUUGACAUCCGCCGCCUUGCUCUGCUAUAGCUCAACUA
Molecule: messenger RNA, 1313 nt
Organism: Rhododendron vialii
Lineage: Eukaryota; Viridiplantae; Streptophyta; Magnoliopsida; Ericales; Ericaceae
Product: GDSL esterase/lipase At5g45670-like
Exons: 5
Coding region: 163-1305 (380 amino acids)
Molecular function (GO): hydrolase activity, acting on ester bonds
Source: RefSeq, a predicted model, not a curated record